Molecule: messenger RNA, 540 nt
Organism: Dothidotthia symphoricarpi CBS 119687
Lineage: Eukaryota; Fungi; Ascomycota; Dothideomycetes; Pleosporales; Dothidotthiaceae
Exons: 1
Coding region: 1-540 (179 amino acids)
Source: RefSeq, a predicted model, not a curated record
AUGACCAACCCAUUCCACCGACCUCCCAACCCCCAGCUCACAGCCCGUAUCGCCAACAUCCGCACCAUCCUCGCCGAGAUAAAAACAUCCUCCUCCAUCCGCGAGACGCUCAUCCUCCUGGGCCAAAAAGGUGGCCGUCACUGCGCCUCAUGCAGUCCGCACAACACACCAGGGGCCUGCGGACCCACAUGUGCUCUCCUCCGGCCAACCAGUAGAGAGUAUCUAGCAGUACCCGCAUGGGCCACUGUUGUAUAUGCUGACGUCGAGACUUACUCCAAGCUAGUGGAGGACAUGGAUCGGUGUGCGGGUGUGCCCAAGGCGGCGAAGGUGCGCGAGUGGGAGGAGACGGCGGAGAAGCUGAGGCGGAGCGCUAUGAGUCGGAAUGAGUGUAAGGCGGAGGACUGGGGUGGGAAUGUGAAGAUGCUGGAUCCGAAUGCUGUUUUGACGCCUGACUGGCGGUUUGAAGGACACUGGGGGUUGGGACAGGGGCUUGAGGAGGAGGUUGCGCCGGAGGAUCCGAGGGUGAAUCCUUUUCUUUGA